This is a messenger RNA of Schistocerca americana (American grasshopper), 2005 nucleotides long. Its product is annotated as holocytochrome c-type synthase-like. Gene Ontology annotation, molecular function: holocytochrome-c synthase activity. The coding region runs from base 165 to 992 and encodes 275 amino acids. Gene Ontology annotation, cellular component: mitochondrion. The record is from RefSeq and is a predicted model, not a curated record. Lineage: Eukaryota; Metazoa; Arthropoda; Insecta; Orthoptera; Acrididae. The transcript has 6 exons. Gene Ontology annotation, biological process: cytochrome c-heme linkage.
ACGGCGAGACUAUUAUUGUAUGUCUCUGUGUAUGGUAGAGUAAUGUCUUUGCGCUGAAGUAAAGUUUCCUUGGUCGUCUGCAGUGGUCUAAGUGUUUCGUUCCGCAUUGUUGUUGAUUUGUUUCUUAAUCAAUUUGUUGUAACCUUCAGCCUGUUAAUUUGGGAAUGGGAAACACUGUAACAGCCGCCCAGGUGGCGGCUUCCCAAAUAACUGGGCCAUACGACACAAAGGGUUCAGUACAGUCAGAUGGUUUCAAUAAAUCUGCAAGGAUGUAUGGCAAUCCGCCGGCAGGCUGCCCCAUGCACAAGGAAGAAGAGGCAAAGGCAACAGUAUCUGAGUGCCCCGUGAAUCAUGGCGAUUUCGAUAACACUGUCAACCCACUCAACAUGAUGCCCGCACCAAAUCAGCAUCCAGCACCAGAUCAGCCAUUCCCGCUUUCAACACAGAGGCAGACUUCAUCUAUACCUAAAGCAGGCUCUGAAAAUGAAUAUUGGGUCUAUCCAUCAGCCCAGAUGUUUUGGAAUGCUAUGCUGCGCAAAGGAUGGCGAUGGAGAGAAGAGGAUAUCUCGGAGAAAGAUAUGAAUGAUAUUAUUCGUAUCCACAAUGCCAAUAAUGAACAUGCUUGGCUGGAAGUUUUGAAGUGGGAAGCUCUGCAUGCUCAUGAAUGUGGUAAACCAAAGUUAAAGAGCUUUGGUGGACGAGCCAAAGAUUACUCUCCACGUGCUCGUAUACGAAGCUGGCUUGGGUAUGAGCUUCCUUUUGACCGACAUGACUGGAUUGUUGAUCGCUGUGGAAAAGAAGUCCGAUAUGUUAUAGAUUAUUAUGAUGGUGGGUCUGUCAAUCCAAAGGAUUAUACAUUUGCUCUCCUUGAUGUCCGUCCUGCAAUGGACUCGUGGGAGAACAUCUGGGAUCGUAUGAGGGUGGCGUACUGGCGAUGGAUGUAUAGCAGUGAAGAAACUGUCACUGAAGGGGCAUCCAAAGUUGGAAACUGAUGUUAGUUAAAGAGCGUUCAGUGAUUUAGUAUAAACUGUCUGUACACUUGUACUUACUAACUGUUCAUCAGUUUUGUGUGUUUGAACAGCACUCAACUGGCAUCAUAGGUAUUUUGCCACUGGCAGACACGAGCAGUAUUCGUUGUGGAUUAAUAUUUUGCAGUUAUGGGUCACACAUUUUUGUGAUUUAUUCUUUAAUGUAACAAUGAAUCUUUUUACAGUAAAUUCAUUAGUUGACAAUUUUAUGUAAAAUGAUGGUUUUUUAUCAACAUUAUUUAUUCUACUGGAUCCACUUGAUGCUGUUGUCAUUGUUUAAAAUAAAUUGUUCUAAAUGGAUUAUGAUAACACAGCUAAAAUAACUGAACAGAACUGCAUAAUGUUACGAACAUAUUGCAGUGAGAAUCUCCAUGACUCUUAGGACUCAGUUAACUAAUAAGGUAACUGAAAAGGAGACAAAAAGAACUUUAGCAAAAUACAUACUAUAAACUAGGUGUUUGUUUGAUUGAAUGUACGUCACGAGAGAGAGAGAGGAGAGAGAUUAAUGUUUAUCAAAGAAUUAUAAUGACUUUAUUCAUGUAGGUGAUAAAGUUUUUAUUUCAUUCUUCUCAGUUUUAAAAUAAACAUGUUUGUUUUCAUGUUAAAAUUUUGCAACACAUGAAUUUUUAGAUUUAUAUAGAGUUUGAUGUUGUUUCUGGCAAAUGGAAUUAAAUUGUGGUAUUGUAAGAAAAUGACUGUGGUUACAGUUAAAUAUAACAUGCAAGUGUAUUCUCUAAAUCAUAAAUGCUGUUAAUUAUGAUGUUCUGUCACUUCUGUGAAUGGAUACAUUGUUAUUUAAGCAACAGCUUGAGUAACACUUUGUUGGUUCUCUUUUGUGUGACCCCCUUACAGGUCAGUCAUAAAUGAUUCUGUGGUGUCUGCACCUGGUUUACAAGCCAUCUCAAUUACUCCAUUUCUAGUCUUGUACAAUUAUAAUCAGUGGCAUAACUUUUCAAAUAAAAAGUACAGUUAUCAUU